UAUCAGGGAAUACAAAUGAAAAUGUAGGAAUAUUUUGAUGUUUAUGUUGUGAUAUCUUUGCUAAAUUUCUAUUUAUCAUUUACGUAAAGUUGCCUGGUGAUUUUCCUCUCUAUUCUUCAUGAUUCMAAAGCGUGAAUGUCCAAAGAAUGACGUCCCUUCGGCUAUUACUCGACUACAAGCAGAUUUCUUCAAACCAACACCAAUCGACGAAACUAAAUAUUGAACAAUGGACCAGCAAAACGAUCAAAGAUAUAAAAUACAUCAUCCAAACAACACUUUCUAUCCCUAUUUGCGAUCAGAGAUUGUUUUACCCCGAGAAACAUUUGAUAAACGAUGAUUGUGCAACCCUAAAAAGCUUGUAUUUAAGGGAUGGCGACAAGCUGUACCUGGAAUAUUUAUCAGUGAUUGACAUUGAAGGAAUGGACUCAUUAAUHGAUGAUUUAUUAGAGUUUGCAGCUAAUAUAAAUCACUGGAAAGAAGACGAUAUACUUGAUGUGAAAACCAUGAGAGAUCCAACAGAGUUUCCUAAGUAUGACCUUAUUACAAGAUCGACAGAGCGACUCGCUUUUGAGUAUUUCAUUCCAUGGAAGAAUUCAGUGUCAGUUGCUCARAGACAUUACUUUGUUCAACGUGGUGCAUUUGAUAAAUUUCUUGAUGUUUUCAAGUUUGCAGAGCUUAGAUACACAUGUACUUACAGCACAGAAAAUGACCCAAAUUAUAGCUUACGAGAGUUAGGUGGUUUGGUGGACUAUUAUAACAAUGAACAGAGGGUCCUUCAGAUGCACUGUUUGAGUUUGUUAUGGAACUUCUCAGAAACUGAUGUUGAUCGUAAGCUUGUCUUGCAACAUGAUGGAUUGAAGAUGGUCUGUGAUGCCUUACUCAGAGAUCCAAUUCCAUAUACUCCUGGAGACAGCACGUUUUGGGUUGUAAAUAGCAUCAAUGAAACUGCAGUUGGAUGCCUUGUGCAGUAUGCAGAAUACUCCAAUAUCCAAGAUUCAAUAGUGAACAACAAACGAGCUAUCAACAAACUUGUCUUCAUGGUAAAUUGUCGUCUUCAUCGUGAAAUAACUUACUACAGCGUGUAUUCCUGCCAGAUUGCAGCUAAUACAUUAUUUCUUUGUGCAUGCAACWGCAAGACGCCCAUUGUACUUGUAGAGAAUAAUGUGCAUUUGAAGAUGAUUGAMCUGACYAAAGGCUUAAUGACACAGGACCAUGAUAUGGCACUGAGAUAUUAUUGCUGUCUUUUUCUGGCUCGAGUCAUUGCAUGUCCUCAUCCAAAACAAUUACAAAGUGACCUUGUUAAACAAGUAGAUGAAUUAUUGGAAAUGUUUUUGAAAGAGCACACUGCACAAGAAGUUUCAAAGUGGGAAGAGCAGCAUAAUUAUGUCUGGAUAACAAUGAUGCCCUUUUUAAGUCUGGCAUUYGCUGGUGGAUCAAUUACCAGUGAAUAUUCSUUGAACAUCCAUGGUCCAGGAACACAGUUAACACAGCAAAUAGGACUAUUUUGCCUUGACCAUAUGUCAAGACUGAAAGAAAAUGUCAUUCUUCUAAUGAAAGAAAAAUUGUUGCCAUUUAUCACUUGCCUGAGAUGGUAUCUUAGAGGAACUAACAAGGAAAUUAUGGAUAUCAUUCUUCAAAGAUUACCUGCUUCAGAUCCGCCUUCUCUCUCUGUUAUUGCUAAAAGCCAAAUUGCAAGAAUGAAUGGUUUAGAGUUUGCAAUAAAAUUAAGAGCAUAAAAUUUGUAUUUGGUAUAGGUUAAAUGUCACAUACCAAAUUAUUUUGACAGGAAAGUAACCAAAGUUUCACAUGAAAUUCUAAUUCUACUUUUAUUAUUGUCUUUCUUUACAAAAUGAAUAUGGUUUACWAGUAAUUUACAUUGUGUAUCAAAUCCAGAGCUAACAAAUAUUGUUCUUUGGCCAAUCAUGGUCUUGUUUAUAAGAAAGGUUAUAAAAUAGUACAAUAUAAUUAUGAAGUUGUAAAAAGGCAGUUGACUAGACAUGUUACUGAGCAAUUUUCAUGUACAGUGUUCUUGUUGAAUAUAAUUMUYAUGCAUUACAAAUAAUACAUGUAGAUUUGUUCGUAUGUGUUCUUAUGAGAUUUCUUAUGAUUUCUUUUAUAUUUUGACAACAAAUGAAAUAUAUUGUUUAUUGUUAUUGCAAUGCAUAAAUGUUUGGAUAGCAUUUUAAAUUUAGUGUGAUACAUUAAUAAUCAAUAUAAAUUGAUAAUCAUUAUUGAUUUUAACUAUAUCAUACCACAACCAUUGUUGUGUUCGUAAAUCCAGUUCCUUUAUUAAUAUGUGCAAAUAGUCUAAUAUACCUGUACAUUAGACAGCUACAUAAGUACAACAGGUCAAAUAGUGCUCACCCUUGAAUUAAUGUCCAGAUCUAAGAGAACUGGCAGUAGGAGCAUUAUUAUGACUAUUUUAUCUAUUGUAGCAGCUAAUGUGUAUAUUUUGAGUUUAAAUGGUGACUGCACUAAAUAAAAAUAACAGUAUUGUUGUGAUUA
Messenger RNA from Exaiptasia diaphana, 2505 nucleotides. RefSeq lists its product as uncharacterized. The record is from RefSeq and is a predicted model, not a curated record. Lineage: Eukaryota; Metazoa; Cnidaria; Anthozoa; Actiniaria; Aiptasiidae. Gene Ontology annotation, molecular function: protein binding. The transcript has 4 exons. The coding region runs from base 147 to 1736 and encodes 529 amino acids.